Messenger RNA from Aspergillus puulaauensis, 1653 nucleotides. RefSeq lists its product as uncharacterized. Lineage: Eukaryota; Fungi; Ascomycota; Eurotiomycetes; Eurotiales; Aspergillaceae. The coding region runs from base 1 to 1653 and encodes 550 amino acids. The transcript is spliced from 3 exons. The record is from RefSeq and is a predicted model, not a curated record.
AUGAUUACCAGCACGGGCCUGCUAUAUAUCGGUAGCUUUAUUGCUACUGUCGGGGCCCUGGCGGUUGGCAGACGGGGCCCUGUAUCCGCAAAGUCCCAUCCUAUCGUCGACCUCGGCUAUGCCAAGUAUCAAGGCGUAAGACCAGAUAACGGGGUAGACCGAUUUCUCGGCAUCAGGUAUGCAGCGGCGCCUGUCGGCAAUCUCAGGUUUCGGGCUCCGGAGGACCCAGGCGCGGAGUCCAAGGUGCAGGAUGCUUCCAACUAUGCUCCCAACUGCCUAGGUGUGUCUGAGUCGUUUGGAGUACCGCAAACCCCAAACGCCAUGGCAGCUGAAGACUGCCUGUUCGUAAACGUCUUCAAACCUUCCAAUGCAACGGAAGACUCCAAGCUCCCUGUCUGGGUUUGGAUCACAGGAGGCGGUUAUGCAAAUUCCUACUGGGUCAAUUUCGACGGGACAAACAUCGUCCAGGAAUCUGGUGGUAACAUAGUCUUUGUGGAAUUUAGCUAUCGAGUCGGGGCCCUUGGAUUUCUCGCAAGUGAGCAAGUCCGGCAUAACGGGGACCUUAAUGUGGGACUAUUGGACCAGAGAAAGCUUUUGCACUGGGUCCAGAAGUAUAUCCAUAAGUUUGGUGGUGAUCCAAAGCAGGUUGUCAUUCACGGCGCUUCAGCUGGUGCAGGCUCGGUAGCAUAUCAUCUCACAGCCUACGAAGGCCAGAAGGAUAACCAAUUGUUUGCCGGGGGCAUCGUACAAGAUUCAUUCUGGCCCCCGCAGAGGACAGUCGCAGAAAUGGAAUUCCAGUACUGGCAGCUACUGUCGAACACUAACUGCUCUAUACUGCAGUGCCUUCGCUCGGUCGACAUUGGUUUAUUUCAGACAGCAACCCAGUCACUGCCCUUCCCGGACGGCGCGAGCGACAACCCCUUGCCGCUAUUCUACUGGCUCCCUGUAGUGGAUGGUGAUAUGGUGCCGGACCGCUUAUACAACCUCUUUGAGCGAGGCAGGUUUGUCCAUGUGCCUGUUCUCGUAGGAGACGACACGGAUGAGGGAAGCCAGUAUGCAUUUAACGCGAGUACCGCCAGUGAAGUGUCCGUUUUUCUGAAGAAUAAUUAUCCCAAUCUUUCACAGGACCAACUUCAAGAAAUUAACAACCUAUACCCACGCAUGGAGCCUCUGCCAAAGCACAAUGCUUAUUUCCCUUCCGCAAGUGCGGCGUACGGCGAUAUGACCUUCACCUGCCCAGGAAAUGAAAUAUCCGCGGCUCUCGCACGAUAUUAUGACCCACAGAGAGUGUGGAACUACAGAUACAACGUGCUAGAUCCAGACACUGUUGCGAAGGGUCUGGGCGUACACCACGACCAGGAAUGGUGGUCUAUCUUCGGGCCAGUCCAAGCCGCAGAGUCCGAACCAGCUUCAGAUAAAACGACAAAUGCCGCAAUGGUUCCUAUUACGAGGCACUAUUGGAUCAGCUUUGUUCGAUCGCUGAAUCCCAACACCUUCAAGGUGCCGCAGGCACCAGAAUGGCAGCCCUGGAACUCGGGAGCAGGCCAACGAUUACGGCUACAGACUAAUAGCACCGAGAUGGAGGCUGUUCCGCAAAACCAGACUGAAAAGUGUGACUUUUGGAGGCGCCUGGCUGUCAGCACGGAGCAGUAG